Molecule: messenger RNA, 3411 nt
Organism: Lingula anatina
Lineage: Eukaryota; Metazoa; Brachiopoda; Lingulata; Lingulida; Lingulidae
Biological process (GO): cell fate specification; positive regulation of DNA-templated transcription; regulation of transcription by RNA polymerase II
Cellular component (GO): chromatin; nucleus
Molecular function (GO): DNA-binding transcription factor activity, RNA polymerase II-specific; RNA polymerase II cis-regulatory region sequence-specific DNA binding
Source: RefSeq, a predicted model, not a curated record
CGUGAAGUGUAUUAAAUUUGCCCGAUUCCCGAGGAAGUUUGAAUAGCAUCUCCACCUAGACGUGCUUUUAUUGUGAGCUGGCGCCACUGCUACUUAAGCUUUUACGUCAACCUGGUAUGCAAGAAUAGCUAAUCACUUUUAUGUUGCGCUGUUAAUUUUCACGCUUUUUUCAAUCCGUCUUUACACAGUACUUCAUAACAGUUAUCAGAAUUCGAUAGCUCGGCGAAGUCGCGUCGCCAGGAAAAAAUGUAACUAAUAAUUUCACCUGCGGUUACGGCUGAGAAUUUAUGUACGCUCCGUCCACUCCGCUAACUAUCUAAAUAUUAUUCCAGUCAACGUUUAAGAGCUAUGCCAAGUGGUGUACGGUGAAUGUAAACUUGCCCGUGUUUAACACCUCUUUCUGUCAGUCACGGGCCGGGGGCGGACACUGCCUCAAAUAAAUCAUACUUGGCGUAAACAAUUUGACUUUCGCGUUCCCACAACCAUUUCACCCGAAAAUGGAAGUAGAGGGGUUAAGGGUGACACAGGGGUGCGUUCUCCGUGAAUAUUAGCGGUGCUUUUGUUUUGAAGUUAGUUAUGCAUUAUUUAACUCACGGCGACAUCGGUAUUGGCUGGCGCAUCCCUGAUGUUGACAUUUCGUCACAUUCAAACAAUACAAUCAAGAGCUGUUAGGCAGUCGACACCUCGACUGGAGAAUGAGCUGCCAACUCCACGCCUAAGCCAUCCUCUUAUUGGCUGUCAGCUGACGAGAGCCCAGGAUUGGCCAAUCACAGCACAGUUCCUGUUAAGCCACACUUCACUAGCUGAGUAAUAACAUAGUGCGAGUGAUGGAGCAGUAAUAACAUUGAAUUCGCUCAGCAGGCUCGGAAACUACACACUCGGCUCCAUGAUCGUUGAUACAAGAACAUCGGCCAUGGCUUUUAACCCAUUCUUACUUCACCGACACACGGAUUACAGCAUGAACUCUAUCCUGUCUCAGCCGCACUGGCCGUCAAUGUUACACGCCGGCCACCAUCCUGGCUUAUCGUCCGCGAUACUACCGAAACUUCAACAGUCCAUGUCACGCUCUCCCCUCACUGCCGCCGAGCUCCUGGCCCAGCAGCAGCAGCAUCUCCGCCCCCUUCGUACACUUGAGCCCCCUGAGGCCGACGUACAGGAUGACCCCAAAGUGGAACUAGAGGGCAGGGACCUGUGGGAUCAGUUUCAUAAUAUUGGAACAGAAAUGGUGAUCACAAAAUCUGGGAGGCGCAUGUUUCCAGCGUACAAAGUCAAAGUGUCAGGCUUGGACAAAAGAGCCAAGUAUAUCCUAUUGAUGGACAUAGUCGCCGUAGACGACUGUCGCUACAAGUUCCACAACAGCCGCUGGAUGGUGGCGGGGAAAGCGGACCCGGAGAUGCCUAAAAGAAUGUACAUUCAUCCCGAUUCCCCAGCCACCGGGGAACAAUGGAUGCAGAAAAUCGUAUCUUUUCACAAGUUGAAGCUGACCAACAACAUUUCCGACAAACAUGGAUUUGUAAGUAGAUUCUUUACAAUUCUCAACUCCAUGCACAAAUACCAGCCUCGUUUUCACCUGGUGCGCGCCAACGACAUUCUGAAGCUUCCGUAUAGUGCAUUCAGAACAUACGUGUUCAAAGAAACGGCAUUCAUUGCAGUGACAGCAUACCAAAACGAGAAGAUCACCCAGCUCAAGAUUGAUCACAACCCAUUCGCCAAGGGAUUCCGUGACACCGGGGGAGGCAAGCGGGAGAAAAAGCGCCUGAUGGCCCAGCAGAGUUUGGCAGCGCACCCUCCCAACAAGAUGGACCCUGACGACAGUCUCCAUAGUGACGAUGAGGAUAACGAAGAAAUCUGUGUCGUGGAGGAGGACGAGGAAGAAGCCACAAGAAUCGCGGAUCAGCUGAGAGAGAGUUCAGGGCACUCGCCAGUCGCGGCAGACGAGAUGAGAAUGCCCGAAGUAGAUGAAUCAAUUAAAGAGCCGGUGCACCGUGACUCUCCCCCCAGACACCCUACCACUAUUUCCGAUAACAACUCACAAACGGAGAAAAUCUCCGAAAAAUCUCCAGAAAUAGCUAAUAGAGAGAACACUUCACCGAAUACUGUAGGUUCGACAGAUUUAAGGAAAGAAAUCGAAAAGGAACGUCGGUCUUCUUCUCCAAGCAGGCGACACCAUGACACUUCAGAAAAGGCACUCCAUGAUGACUCGUCGUCUCAUCCAGAGCACAAUCAUAAACCAGUCAAAGAAGCCAGUCCUCCCAAUGUCACUGUGAUUCAACCCUCAGCUAGUCACCCCAUGUUCUCGUACCUGUAUCCUCCGGGGCUCUACCCCAACAUGACACAUCACAUGCCCUUCCACAUGGGCCAUUUACUGAACGGGGCCACGGCUCCCCAUGGACUUUCCCUCAUGCCUUCGUCUUCUGUCCCCGGGGACUUGGCAGGACACUUACCUCACGACGCCGCUCAAGCCGGGCUGUCCCAUUUGACUUCAAAUUUGGUGCUAAGUGGCCAGUUUACCAUGGCAGGCCACCCUAUGUUACAGCAGUAUGGGCUGUCGGACUCUCAUCCCGCCUCUGGUGCUUAUUUACACAGCCACUUGGGCUCCUUGUUCUCCUCGCGAGCGGGGCACAGGUUCACCCCGUAUACGUUGCCCGUCACCAAGACUACAAUGUCCACGACGUCGUCUCCUCUAACAGCAGCAGGGCUUCUUUGCGGAGACGCGUUUCCACACACAGGCGGCAGACAAUCGAACUCUUCGCCGCGAUCCGCUAGCCCCGUGUCCCCGAGAAGGCACCCCUCGACGGGGAAUACACCUGCCAAUGAACUGAAAAGUAUUGAGCGUAUGGUGAACGGAUUAAAUAGGAGGCCAGAGGCCAUGCAUAUUGAGAAAUGAAAUGUAAAUGUCUAGGAAAAAAGAUUGUCUCAAAGGUAGCGGGACACUACUUGAGUGUUCUGUGACAUUCAAAAUGUGCAAUGACUGAAUGACUGUCAUCUUUGCGGCCGUCUGAUAUUACUUUGCUGCUAUUUUACCGUUGUCCUCAGAAAAGCACAGUUGCAAUACGAUCCGUUAUCAUUGAUAUGUUAAGUGAUUAUACGCACGCUGCUAGUGCACUCUUCCGCACGCAGGAAACGCUUUCUCGGCACCAGCCUUACACUGCCGGAGACAUUUAUGACAGAAAUGCCUCAGAUUUCUGUCAGGUUUGUUUUCUUAAUUCAUUAAUGCUCACAAAAGCUUUUUUCGUUAGAAUGAGAGGUAAUAAUCAGGUCGCCAAAUCAGUAAAUUUACUUUUUAUUCGUGUUUAUUUCGUCAGGGUAAUUUCCUUGCUUCAUUCUAGCUGAAGCGCAUUGAGCGGUGGCAAUUUGCUGUAGUGCGGAAGUUCGGGGCGCUAUGAAUUACAGCCAUCGAUUUUUUAGCUC